GCUGGCAAUCGGACGCGUUUUCAAAACUUGCUCUCUCUCUCCGAUUUCAUUCUGGUUUUUGGCCGUUCUUCUUUGGUUUGGUCUUUGGUGCUUGUCAUCUGGCCUGGGAAAGUGCAAAAGUAAGAGGUGAGAGGAAGAAAGAGGCAGCAUCUGCAAGAAUAAUAGAAGAGUAACAAGCUCAGAAAACAGGAAAACAGUUUUGACCAUUCGCAGACUCGCCGUCGACCGAAAAUGAUCUUGCGAACGCCGCCACUCGCCGGCAGCCAAGUCCAGCUCCAUCAACGCCUGCCCUCCGUCCUGCUGCAGCUGCUCCUGCUCCUCCCGCUCCAGCUGCUCCUGCUGCCGCACUCCGUCUGCGAUGCCAAGACGGUCAAUCCCGGCGAUCCGCUGCAGGCGAUGCAGCACCACCAGAUCCAGCUCUCGCCGGAGGCGGCUCUUCCGGAGCCGAGGGCCUACAUGCCCGAUGCCCAGCACCUGGACUUUGUCUACCACGACCACGAGGAGCUCACCAGGUUUCUCAGAGCCACCAGUGCGAGGUACCCCAACCUCACCGCCUUGUACUCGAUCGGGAAGUCGAUCCAGGGACGGGAUCUGUGGGUGAUGGUGGUCAGCUCGUCGCCGUACGAGCACAUGGUGGGCAAGCCGGACGUGAAGUACGUGGGCAACAUCCACGGGAACGAGCCGGUGGGCAGGGAGAUGCUGCUCCACCUCAUCCAGUACUUCGUGACCAGCUACAACUCGGACCAGUACGUCAAGUGGCUGCUUGACAACACCCGGAUCCACAUCCUGCCCACCAUGAAUCCGGAUGGCUAUGCCGUUUCCAAGGAGGGAACAUGCGACGGCGGUCAGGGAAGAUACAAUGCCCGUGGCUUCGAUCUGAACCGCAACUUCCCCGACUACUUCAAGCAGAACAACAAGCGCGGCCAGCCGGAAACGGACGCGGUCAAGGACUGGAUAUCCAAGAUCCAGUUUGUGCUGAGUGGCAGCCUCCAUGGCGGUGCCCUGGUGGCCAGUUAUCCCUACGACAAUACGCCCAACUCCAGGCUGCUCAAAGGGAUCUGCCGUUCGUCCGCCCUGUGCGCGAUGUUCCAGACCUACUCGGCGGCGCCAUCGCUAACCCCCGACGACGAUGUCUUCAAGCACCUAUCACUCGUCUAUGCCCGCAACCAUGCCAAGAUGUCACGCGGCGUCGCCUGCAAGUCGGCCACGCCCGCCUUCGAGAAUGGCAUCACGAACGGAGCGGCCUGGUAUCCCCUCACCGGCGGCAUGCAGGACUACAACUACGUGUGGUACGGCUGCAUGGAGAUCACCCUCGAGAUAUCCUGCUGCAAGUUCCCGCCCGCCUACGAGCUCAAAAAGUACUGGGAGGACAAUCAGCUGUCCCUGAUCAAAUUCCUGGCCGAGGCGCACCGAGGUGUCCAGGGCUUCGUGUUCGAUCCGGCGGGCAUGCCCAUCGAGCGGGCCUCCAUCAAGAUCAAGGGUCGCGACGUGGGCUUCCAGACCACCAAGUACGGUGAGUUCUGGCGCAUUCUCCUGCCCGGCUACUACAAAGUGGAGGUCUUUGCCGAGGGCUUUGCUCCUCGGGAGGUGGAGUUCGUGAUUGUGGAGCAGCAUCCAACGCUUUUGAACGUAACGCUGCAGCCCUCGAAGUACCUGGUGCCCGCCACGAAAUCUGCGAAGCGUCGCGUCAACGGAAAGCUAUCCACUGAAUAACUGAACAAUCGCGAUGCAGUCUCGAUUGAAUGGCCGGCGUGUAAAUAAUAGGUCAAGUGCUUUAGGCCAACAACGUGCUAACUAACACUCUUAAACCAAACACCUCGCUCACUUAAUUCCUUAACACCUUUACUUUAAUUUUUCCUUUUUUUAAUCAAGAUAUAUCCUUGUAGUGGUUUUAGCCAAUUCCUCCUUAAAUUUAGUUAAAUUUGUUUCCUACUUAACUUAACUUUAUAGCUGCAAGGGUGUAUAUGCAGUUCGGUUUACCGACUGAUAUUAUUUUUCUAAAGCUAAUACACGAGCCAACAAAUUUAAGGACUAACACCCGUAGCUUCUAAGAGCUUCCCUGGUAAAGGGUUUAAUUUGUAACCCAAUGGUUUUUUGGACCUCAUGCUGAAAAGACAAAAUCAAAUCCCAUUCGGGGAUCAAGAGGUGCGAUCCAGGGAUAACAUCUUGUUCGUUGACUUCGCAGCGCAUCGAGGGUAUUGGACCCAUGGGUCCCGCCGGAGUGGCCGUCGGCGGAGUGGGUGGCGUGAGCGGAGUGGGCGGCGUGGGUCCCGGCGGGCUGUACCGCCCGAU
This is a messenger RNA of Drosophila ficusphila, 2292 nucleotides long. Its product is annotated as carboxypeptidase D. Gene Ontology annotation, molecular function: metallocarboxypeptidase activity; zinc ion binding. The record is from RefSeq and is a predicted model, not a curated record. The transcript is spliced from 10 exons. Gene Ontology annotation, biological process: proteolysis. Gene Ontology annotation, cellular component: cell surface. The coding region runs from base 232 to 1713 and encodes 493 amino acids. NCBI's taxonomy places the organism in Eukaryota, Metazoa, Arthropoda, Insecta, Diptera, Drosophilidae.